Molecule: messenger RNA, 1713 nt
Organism: Hymenoscyphus albidus
Lineage: Eukaryota; Fungi; Ascomycota; Leotiomycetes; Helotiales; Helotiaceae
Source: the annotation of a GenBank genome assembly
AUCUGUACUGCGAUAACGACGGAGUCAAGUCCUAAGCAAAACAUUCAGUCCUCCACGUUUGGAUGUGUAAGAUGAAAAGGUCACCACCAGAAAUCCACGGCUAGAGCAAAGGCCCAUCAAUAGUCUAAGAUAAUUCAUCUUGGACCCUGCCAUUUUUCAUCUCAUCAUCCUCUGACCCAAAGCCUACCUAGUAGCAAGUUACAACCAUGAAUACCGUGCCCGCUAUUCAACCAUCGUCCGCCCCUGUAGCCUUGUCAAUCUCCUUCAACCAGGACGCCACUUCUUUUGCCGUGGGAUUAGAGACAGGCUUUUCUGGUGGGUGGUGAUUCUUAGGGUCCAUACAAAUGUAAAUAAUGACUCCGGGAUAGUCUACAAAACAGAAAAAUGCCAGCUUCAAAAACACGGAGGUACUUUCCACUCUCUCUCUCUCUCUCAAAACUCUCUCAAAACUGCCAUUACCACGUGCUAAGUACACUAGAUUUCAGUGCUGGAAUUGGAGCAGUUGAGAUGCUAGGAAACACAAACUAUCUUGCUCUCGUUGGAGGCGGAAGACAACCAAAAUUUUCACAAAGUGAGGUUGGUGAUCAAUCAAUUUCACUAUGUGUUUCCUGCGCUGAUGACAUGCCAAGAUCAAUAUCUGGGACGACGAAAAACAAAAAGUUGCGAUUACCAUCCCUACUUUCACUCCCGUUUUAGGCGUCAGGCUGUCGAGAAUGCACAUUGUCAUUGCCCUUCAUAAUAGCGUGCAAGUCUACAAAUUCCAGGUCAGACCAAGUAUCAUGCAUACAUACGAAACCGCAGACAAUCCUCACGGUCUAUGUUGUCUGAGUGACAAGUAUCUAGCAAUGCCAGGGAUCACUCCAGGUCAAGUACAACUUGUUGAACUAAGUACAGGAACUAUUAGUCUCGUGGUGGCUCAUAGCUCACCCUUGAAGGCUAUGGACAUCAGCCGAGAUGGUAAAGUUUUAGCUACGGCAAGCGAACAUGUAAGUACAAAAGUACAAGUCGAUUGCUCUCGAAUUUUUUCUGACCAAAUUCCAGGGUACUUUGAUACGGAUUUACAAUGUGAAUACUUGCGCUCGACUUGCUGAACUUCGGAGGGGUGUUGACCCGGCUGCCAUAUUUUCACUGAAGAUCUCACCAUCUGGUCAAAUUCUUGCUGUCACAUCCGACAAGUCCACUCUUCAUGUAUUCGAUAUCCCCCAUCCAGGCAAGCCUCCAAGACCUGCAAGCCAAGGCGGUGGAAGCCACUCACCAACCGAGGCGGAUCCAAGUAAAAAAUGGGGUCUUUUGAGCAAGAUUCCAUUACUACCACGAGUCUUUUCAGAUGGUUACUCCUUCGCUUCUGCCCAUUUUGAAAUCGGGGAUGAGGCCAAGUAUGGUACCCCUUCGAAUUAUUCUGGUAAUCCAGGAUUUGGACCACCAAAAGGGGUUAUAGGCUGGAUGGAUGACCAAACCUUGGCGGUUAUUGGUGCUGGUAGAGACGGAAGAUGGGAGAAGUUUAUUCUUGUGGAGGAUGGGGACGGCAAGAGAUAUUUCGCCAAAGAUGGGUGGAAGAAGUAUGUUGGCUCCGCCUGAUUUUGUAGAUUCGCCAUUGUAUUGUUUAGCGUUGGCGUCUGGGGUUGUCACUGGAGUUUGGAAGACUUUGAGGAAUUCUUUUCUAGAUUGCAUAGUAGGGUGUCAAGUACCGUAGAUAUCAAAUUGGGAAUGUCC